Aspergillus heteromorphus CBS 117.55 is the source of this 1251-nucleotide messenger RNA. It is a transcript of the gene exg1, whose product is annotated as glucan 1,3-beta-glucosidase. Bases 1 to 1251 code for a protein of 416 amino acids. Gene Ontology annotation, molecular function: glucan exo-1,3-beta-glucosidase activity. The transcript has 3 exons. NCBI's taxonomy places the organism in Eukaryota, Fungi, Ascomycota, Eurotiomycetes, Eurotiales, Aspergillaceae. Gene Ontology annotation, cellular component: extracellular region; cell surface. The record is from RefSeq and is a predicted model, not a curated record. Gene Ontology annotation, biological process: glucan catabolic process.
AUGUUGGUGAAACGCCUCCAAAACGCGCUUCUAGCGCUGUCUGUGGCCGCUGUUGGCGCACAGGCUGGUGUUGCACGAGUUCGCUUGGAGAACCGUGCGGCGUCCUUCGAUUACAAAAGCCAGAUCGUUCGAGGUGUUAAUCUGGGUGGCUGGCUUGUAACGGAGCCGUGGAUUACGCCCUCGAUCUACGAUAAAGCCGGAGGUGGUGUUGUGGACGAGUGGACGUUGACCAAGACCCUGGGUCCAGACGAAGCUCGGAAGCGGUUGUCGUCUCACUGGAGCUCGUUCAUCUCCCAGGACGACUUCAGCCGGAUAGCUCAGGCUGGCCUGAACCACGUCCGAAUCCCCAUCGGAUACUGGGCUCUAGCCCCCAUCGAGGGUGAGCCGUACAUCGAUGGACAGCUGGAAUUUCUCGACAAGGCGAUUAAUUGGGCCAGAGGCGCGGGCCUCAAGGUCAUUAUUGAUCUACAUGGCGCACCCGGGUCCCAGAACGGGUUUGACAACAGUGGACACAGAGGCGCUAUUCAGUGGCAGCAAGGAAACACUGUCAACCAGACCGUGGUGGCUUUCGAUGUCCUGGCUAAGCGCUACAUCCAGUCUGACGUUGUGACCGCCAUCGAGGCUCUCAACGAGCCUUUUGUUCCCGGUGGUGUGAAUGAGGAUGGCCUGAAGAAUUACUACUACAGUGUCUUGGCCGAUCUCCGCAGCGUCAACCCCAACGCGGCCCUAGUCAUGUCUGACGCCUUCCAGGACGUGGAUUCUUGGAACGGCUUCAUGCAGGGCAGCGAUGUUGUCAUGGACACACACCACUACGAAGUCUUCGACAAUGGUCUGCUGGCCAUGGGCAUCAACGACCAUGUCAAGACCGCCUGCGCUCUCGGCACACAGCAUCUGGUGAAGUCGGACAAGCCCGUCGUGGUGGGUGAAUGGACCGGCGCGCUUACCGACUGUGCCAAGUACCUCAACGGCAUCGGCAAUGCCGCUCGCUACGAUGGCACUUACCUGUCAAGCACCAAGCUGGGCGACUGCUCCAACAAAGCCACCGGAUCAUCGGCCAACUUGUCCCCCGACGAGAAGGCCAACACCCGCCGCUACAUCGAGGCCCAGUUGGAGGCGUGGGAGAUGAAGAGCGGCUGGCUGUUCUGGACGUGGAAGACCGAAGGAGCCCCUGGAUGGGACAUGCAGGACCUCCUCGCCCAGGGACUGUUCCCUAACCCGCCGUCGGAUCGCCAAUACCCCAAGCAGUGCUGA